AUGGCUCUUUUAUCCUCCAAAACUCUCAUCAAGGCCCAUGCCUUGUGUUUGUUUAUCAUCGCCGUCUACCUAAUGCGAUCGCCCGAAUUCAUCACCGACUCCGAUAUCGUGUUUAUGCUGGGGGAGGUUCUACGCAUUGAUGCAGCCCCAUCGCCGUCGCGCCCACAAUCCUCCUUCGCCGCCUGCGGCAUCCUCCUAAUCGCCGAAGCCCUGGUCGACCUGAUUCUCGUGACGAAAGUCCCACCUCUCAACGAGGUCGUUGAGAUGGCCGAAGCAGCGCGCCAGCACUCCUCCAUUCCAGUCGCAGGAGCCAUGCGGACAAACCCCUUCCUUACCCGACUCGCCACCAUGUACUCGGAGAUCUGGACGCUGCUGUCCGCCUCGCGGUUCUGUCUUUUCUUCGCCGUGUCGUUCUUCAUCUACCAGAGUAAACAAGUCGCAUUGGGAGUGGGAAUGGGAACUACCCCGGCUGUGGGCUAUGGGACUGCGCCGGAAGCGGUGUCCGGUCUAGAUCAUCUAAAGAGCCGGGUGAUUUUCACUUACGGGUUCAUGGAGAUGAUGUUCUGGUUAUGGAUCUAUCUCACGGUCCGUGACGAGCGACAGGAGAUCGCGGCUCGCAUUGUCGAUGGAGAUAGGCAGGUGCAGUAA
Messenger RNA from Aspergillus campestris IBT 28561, 648 nucleotides. RefSeq lists its product as uncharacterized. The record is from RefSeq and is a predicted model, not a curated record. The transcript has 3 exons. Lineage: Eukaryota; Fungi; Ascomycota; Eurotiomycetes; Eurotiales; Aspergillaceae. The coding region runs from base 1 to 648 and encodes 215 amino acids.